CCACCCCACCAAUCUAUUGGAUCUUCUAUCAUCUCCCCCCUUUUUUCUUCCCUGUUUCUUUACUGUCACUGUUUCUUCAUCUCUCUGCACACCAAAAAAAAAAAAAAAAGAGAAAAAGAAAAGAAAAGAAAAAGAAACCCAGAAACAGUGAAGAGAAAUAGUUUAGAAAUCGUGUCUUUUUAGCAGUGUUAAUUCACUGCUGGAGAACAAACCCCAUUUUCUAUUUUGAAAACCAAGCUGAAAUUUGUAUACCCCAGAGAUUCAGGCGCCUUUUCUCUUUUCUGUUUGCUUGGGCUUCUUCAAAUCGAAAGAAGCUCUGCAAAUUUUUGAUCUUUUUGGAGUAUUUUUUUGGGGGGUUGCAUUUUGGAAUUGAAAUGUGGAGCGAAGAGCUGUUUGUCUGGGUUCUAAAGACGACUGGAGAAUCGAGGGAGAUUUGAUGGAAUUAGAAGACUUAAUGCUUUACUUUUUGGACAUUUCAUGGAGGUUAUAAUCCGGUUUGGUUCAAGCACUGUAAUCAGAUUUGAUUUUAAGCUUCGAUUUGCCGCCGUUAUAUUCGAGAUUUUAUUGAUAUUGUUAUGGUUUGAAGCUUCUGCUGCAAAAUUUCGGGAGCAUCAUCUGCAAUGGAGAGGCCUAGAAAGAGGAAGUAGUGAAAACAUUGUCUCACAUUCAUGUAUUCAUGACCAGAUAAUUGAGCAGAGGAGACGUCCAGGUCGGAAGGUUUACUCAGUUACCCCACAGGUUUAUGAGCACUCUGGUAUCUCAAAUCAUGUUCAUCACAAAGGAAGGUCCUUGCUUGGGACUCCUGAAUUGCUUGGGCAUCCAAAGGAUGCUAAACAACCUAUAAGAAUAUAUUUAAAUUAUGAUGCCGUUGGCCACUCACAGGAUAGAGAUUGUCGAAAAGUUGGUGAAAUUGUGAAGCUCGGGGAGCCUCCUGUGAGUUCUCCUUCUGGCACACCCUCCUGCAAUCCUCAUGGUGAUCCUCCAAUUUAUGGUGAUUGUUGGUAUAAUUGCACUUUGGAUGAUAUAUCUGGGGAGGACAAGCGCCGUCGUCUUCGCAAGGCUCUAGGGCAGACAGCUGACUGGUUUAAGAGAGCCCUGGCUGUGGAGCCUGUGAAAGGGAAUUUGAGAUUGAGUGGAUAUUCUGCAUGUGGACAAGAUGGAGGUGUACAGCUUCCUCGUGAAUAUGUUGAAGAGGGCGUUGCUGAUGCGGACUUGGUCCUUCUUGUGACCACAAGACCUACCACUGGCAACACUUUGGCAUGGGCAGUAGCAUGUGAACGUGAUCAAUGGGGUCGUGCAAUUGCUGGGCAUGUGAAUGUCGCUCCUCGACAUUUAACAGCUGAAGCAGAGACUUUACUUUCAGCUACUCUUAUCCAUGAGGUUAUGCAUGUUCUUGGCUUCGAUCCGCAUGCUUUUGCCCACUUUAGGGACGAGAGGAAAAGGAGACGUAAUCAGGUUACUGAACAGAUCAUGGAUGACAAGCUUGGGAGGAUGGUAACUCGUGUGGUGCUUCCACGUGUUGUCAUGCACUCACGACAUCAUUAUGGGGCAUUUUCAGAAAAUUUUACUGGCUUAGAGCUAGAAGAUGGGGGAGGACGUGGCACAUCAGGAUCUCAUUGGGAAAAAAGGCUUUUGAUGAAUGAGAUAAUGACGGGAUCUGUGGAUACUAGAUCAGUAGUUUCAAAAAUGACUCUGGCUUUGUUGGAGGAUAGUGGAUGGUAUCAAGCUAACUAUAGCAUGGCAGAUCGUCUUGAUUGGGGUCACAACCAAGGAACUGAUUUUGUUACUUCUCCUUGCAAUCUCUGGAAGGGGGCGUAUCAUUGCAACUCAACCAAUUUGUCUGGUUGUACAUAUAACAGGGAAGCAGAGGGUUACUGCCCUAUUGUAAGUUAUAGUGGGGACUUACCUCAGUGGGCUCGGUAUUUUUCUCAGGCUAACAAAGGUGGUCAGUCCUCAUUAGCUGAUUAUUGCACAUACUUUGUGGCUUACUCUGAUGGAUCCUGUACAGACACUAAUAGUGCAAGGGCUCCAGACAGGAUGUUAGGUGAAGUGAGAGGGAGUAACUCCAGGUGCAUGGCUUCAUCCUUAGUACGUACUGGUUUUGUGCGGGGUUCUAUGACCCAAGGAAAUGGUUGUUAUCAACACAGAUGUGUAAAUAACUCAUUAGAGGUUGCUGUGGAUGGUAUUUGGAAAGUGUGUCCCGAAGCUGGUGGACCAGUUCAGUUCCCUGGCUUUAAUGGUGAACUAAUUUGUCCUGCUUACCAAGAACUCUGUAGCACUAGCCCUGUUCCUGUGUCUGGGCAAUGUGCCAAUUCUUGUAAUUUUAAUGGUGACUGUGUCAAUGGGAAGUGUCAUUGCUUUCUUGGAUUUCAUGGUCAUGAUUGUAGUAAACGAUCUUGCCCUAGCAAUUGCAGUGGGCAUGGCAAGUGCCUGUUAAAUGGGGUCUGUGAAUGUGAAAAUGGUCAUACGGGCAUUGACUGCUCGACUGCUGUUUGCGAUGAACAAUGCAGCCUCCAUGGUGGUGUCUGUGACAAUGGAGUUUGUGAGUUCCGCUGCUCUGACUAUGCAGGCUACACAUGCCAGAACAGCUCCAGUCUCCUCUCUAGUCUAUCAGUUUGCAAAAAUGUGUUAGAGAGGGAGUUGUAUGGGCAACACUGUGCACCCAGUGAGGCAAGUAUAUUACAGCAGCUAGAAGAAGUUGUUGUCAUGCCCAAUUAUCACCGUCUAUUCCCUGGUGGUGCUCGAAAAUUGUUUAAUAAUCUCUUUGGGAGCAGCUACUGUGAUGCAGCUGCCAAGCAACUGGCCUGCUGGAUCUCGAUCCAAAAAUGUGAUAAUGAUGGGGACAACAGGCUACGGGUAUGCCAUUCAGCAUGUCAGUCGUAUAAUUUAGCAUGCGGAGCUUCGCUAGACUGUGCAGACCAAACUCUCUUUAGCAGUGAAGAGGAAGGUGAGGGCCAAUGCACAGGCUCUGGCGAGUUGAAGCUUUCGUGGUUUAAUCGCUUGCGAAGUAGUUUAUUUUCAAGCAAUACGUCUUUGAAAGGAACGUCUGUAAAGUAUAGGCAGUAUUAGCCCCCCACCCUCUCUCCCUCUUUUCUUUUUGUUUUUCCAAUCUACCAAUCUCCCCCUCCUUUUGUUCUACUAAUUUUGGCUUGUAAUUUUUCUAGGCUUCGAUUGUAGGCAAAGGUGGCACUCAUGACUGUGCCUUAGAAUGUAGAGUUUCUGUGUUUUAGCCCAAAAGUCAAUUAGAAAUAUUUGGGCAAGGAUCAUUAGGCUUUCCAAAGAUGAAAGCCUCUUGUAGAGAAAGUUGAAAAUGUAUUGAAAAGCAACCAAAAAGAAACGGAAAACAAAAAAAACAAAAAAGAGUGACCAGAUGUUUGGCCGAAGGCCUUGAAAGAA
Messenger RNA from Theobroma umbraticum, 3396 nucleotides. Its product is annotated as metalloendopeptidase / zinc ion binding protein. Gene Ontology annotation, biological process: cell adhesion; proteolysis. Gene Ontology annotation, cellular component: cytoplasm; membrane. Lineage: Eukaryota; Viridiplantae; Streptophyta; Magnoliopsida; Malvales; Malvaceae. The record is from RefSeq and is a predicted model, not a curated record. Gene Ontology annotation, molecular function: metalloendopeptidase activity.